CCUUCCUAUUGAUCAAUUGAGUUUCUGUUGUCGAAAAAAAUCAAAGAGUGACGAAAUUACUGCUUUCAUUAAAAUUCUCUUGCACGGUUUUAGUGCAUUUGAUUAUUGUUGCUAUUUUGCAUCAAUGGCGUACUUCACCACUACUAUGGUCAUGAUUUUGUUAGCCUGCAUUUUAUGCCGAGGAGGAUGCCAACAAAUAACACAGCCACCUAAUGCAAUAGUAGCAUUAGAUGGAUCAGGCAAUUAUACGACAAUAAUGGCUGCAGUUUCGGCAGCUCCAAACAGCAGCAUUACAAAAUACUACAUCCUAAUAAAACAAGGAACCUACAACGAAUAUGUCCAAAUCGAAGAAUGGAAAACAAACAUAGUUCUCAUCGGAGAAGGAAUGGACAAAACCAUAAUAUCAGGGAAUAAAAGCUAUGGAGGUGGCAUCCGGACGUAUGACAGUGCUACAGUAGGAGUGAAUGGGCAAGGAUUCAUGGCGCAAGACAUCACUUUUCGAAACAUUGCUGGAGCUCAGAUGCAACAGGCAGUAGCUUUAAGAGCAACUGCUGAUUCAUGCACCUUCUAUAGGUGUAAAUUCGACGGUUUUCAGGACACCUUAUACGCACACUCUGGCAAGCAGUUCUACAGGGAGUGUACAAUUUUGGGCACUGUUGACUUUAUCUGUGGCGAUGCAGUUGCGGUGUUCCAAAAUUGUUUAGUUGAAGCACGUAUGCCACUUCCUGGCCAAUAUAUUACCAUCACAGCACAACAGAAAAAUGGCGAGAAAGAAGCAUCAGGAUUCGUGUUGCAAAAUUGCACGUUACAAUUAGCAACUCCCGAUGCGGAUAAUGUGACUAUGUAUUUAGGGCGGCCAUGGGGUAACUUUUCAACUACUGUGAUCAUGCAGAGUUCCAUAGACCUAUUGAUAAAUCCAAAAGGCUGGAUAGAGUUUCAAGGAGAGACCCUAGUUCGCCCAUUCUAUAUGGAAUUCAAAAAUAGAGGACCUGGUGCAAACACAACGGGACGUGUAACAUGGGCGCGUAUCACUAAUGAUCCUAAUGUCACAUCAAGUUUCACAGUCAGGAAUUUUAUUCAGGGUGAUAAAUGGAUACCCUCCACAGUCCCACAUUACUUAGAUCUGCUAUGAAUACAAAUGAUAUUGCAAUCCACGAUUUCUGCUAGUUAUAUAUAGCAGUAUAGUAUUUGUUAGUAGUAUUAAUAUGGCUUGCAAUUUUUUCUUUCAGCAAAAUAUGUAGUAAAAUG
Molecule: messenger RNA, 1248 nt
Organism: Nicotiana tabacum (common tobacco)
Lineage: Eukaryota; Viridiplantae; Streptophyta; Magnoliopsida; Solanales; Solanaceae
Product: pectinesterase-like
Biological process (GO): cell wall modification
Molecular function (GO): pectinesterase activity
Source: RefSeq, a predicted model, not a curated record